Molecule: messenger RNA, 698 nt
Organism: Polychytrium aggregatum
Lineage: Eukaryota; Fungi; Chytridiomycota; Chytridiomycetes; Polychytriales
Product: DSBA-like thioredoxin domain-containing protein
Exons: 7
Coding region: 36-698 (220 amino acids)
Molecular function (GO): oxidoreductase activity
Source: RefSeq, a predicted model, not a curated record
CGAUCUCCCCCCUCUCCUCCAAUCCAGAAUCCGCCAUGUCCAAGGUCAUCUCCAUCGCCAUCACCUCCGACACUGUCUGUCCCUGGUGCUUCAUUGGCAAACGGCGUCUCGAGAAGGCCAUCCAAAUCGCCCGGGCCAAGGACCCCAAUGUCCAGUUCGACAUCAUCUAUAAGCCAUACGAGCUCGACUCGACCCUGUCCACCACGGGCCGCAAGAAGCAAGAAUACUACAUCGGACGCUUCGGACGUGACCGUUACGAGCAAAUCACUGCGUACACCAACCAGGUGGGAAAGCAAGAGGGCAUCAACUUUUCUUGGAACGGCGACAUCUCGAGCACAUUCCAGAGCCAUCGUCUACUUGAUUUCGCCAAAUCGGAGGGUGUCCAAUAUCAGCUGACCGAAGAGCUGUUCAAGGCGUAUUUUGAGCAAGAGCGGAACAUCUCGGAUACCCAAGUCCUGGCCGAUGCAGCUGCCAGUGUCGGCCUGAACCGCGAGCAGGUCGUGGAGCUGCUUGAAUCCGAUCGGGAUGUCGACAGAGUCCGCAAGGACAUCCAGUCGGCCAAGCGUAGCUCUGUAAAUGGGGUGCCACACUUUGUCAUCAACGGCAAACACGAGCUGUCGGGGGCUCAAGAUCCAGAAACCUUUGCCUCGACUCGGCCUGUGUCUCUGGGCUCGCUGGAGAAGAAGAUGCGGCAAUAA